Molecule: messenger RNA, 3841 nt
Organism: Schistosoma intercalatum
Lineage: Eukaryota; Metazoa; Platyhelminthes; Trematoda; Strigeidida; Schistosomatidae
Source: the annotation of a GenBank genome assembly
GGAAUUCUGUCUGAUAAAUUGAUUAUCGAAAGUAAAUGUCAAAGCAAGAAAGUAAUCUAUGUGUAGACGAUAAGUCAGCUACAAAAACUACGGAACCGUCUCGUAAAAAAUCACUUGGUUGUUGUGGAGAGUAUGGGAGUACUGUAGCUCAUGGCCUAUUUCGAAAGAAACAUUUCAAAGAUAUAUUUCAUAAUGAUCUUAAUAAAACUUUAACAACCAUAAGUUUGAUUCUUUAUGGCUUAGGAUUCCAAUUUAGCACUUGCCUGGUGAUGCAGAUUGGUGAUCUCCUCAAUGUAUGUCUCGUCCACUUCUAACGUCUUUUCUUAAUUUCCUCCUCAGCUCAAACCUGGUUUGUUCUCUGCCACAGUACACUGUUGUUGAUGAUAACCAGUCAGCAGACAUUGAGUAUCUUACGUAGACAAUUGUUUAUAAAUACAUGUACCAUUUUGAUUAUGGUUGUAGUAGUUCUGGAAGAUUCAGCAGCGUACAGUAGAACUGCCUUGACGUUCUUAUUGAAGAUUGUGACUUUGAUAUUGGUUGAGAGAAAGUUGUUUUGAGUUGCAUAUGUUGUUCAACUGUAGAGAUGCUGUGCUUACUUUGCCAAUCCUUGUCUCUACGUGUGCAUCAGAUCCUCCACGUUCAUCGAUGAUACUGUCCAGACAGGCACAUGAAUGUUUACAACUAAUGUAGAGCUUCUCCAUCAAGUGUGAUUGUAUUGUUGUUCUCCAUGUUGUGUUUGAGUAUGUUUCUUCCGCCCUUGUUGCAGAGGUUGCUGCUGCUACUACACUACUUGCUUUGACCUGCAUUCGUUUGUGUGUAUGGGAUGGGAAGUGCUAGGUGAUCUGUGAAUUUCAAAUUGUCUAGUUGCAUGCCAGUUGUCCAUUGUAUUACGUGCUUCCCACCAGAUGUGGAGGUCUUCCUUAGUCAAUCGACCACCAGAAGUAAUAGAAAUGCUAGAGGGAAAGAGUAAUUAGCAUUGUCUGAUGCCAAUCUUCACUUGGAAUAUAUUUGUCAGCUGUCCCCCAUGCACCAAUUUGCAGUGUAGUUCGUCGUAUGAAUUCCAUAUGAUGCUGAUGAUCUUUCCAAGUACUCACUCCAUAGUCUCGAAGAAGUUUUCAUGCGGUUCUUUUGUUCACACUGUCAAAAACUUUCUUAUAGUCAAGGAAACUGGUGAAUAGUGACGAGUUCCAUUCAAUUGAUUGUUUAACGAUGAUCCGUGUUGUCAAGAUUUGGUCUGUGCACGACCCAUCCUUACGGAAUCCGAUCUGUUGAUCUAGAAGUUGGGAGUUUGUUCAGUCUUUCAUUCUAUUCAGCAACACUCCGUUGAAAACUUUUCCUGGUACCGAUAGCAUUGUGAUGCUUAUGUAGUUAGUUGCCUUACUUACUCGUACUUUCUUUUUUUUGUAUCCUGAUAAAACAUCCUUGUUCCCAGUCUGUCGUCGGCACUUGUUCUUCAUCCCAAAUCUUCCUGAAUAGAACAUGGAGCAUGUUUACUGUUGCUUCUAUGUGUGACGUCAUUGCCUCAGGUGGUAUAUUAUGAGAUCUUCAUGCUUUUCCACUCUUGAUUUGUUUGAUGACCGGCCAUCCUGAUUUCUUCAAUCGUUAAAGGAGUGAAAUAUAUAGGAAGAUUUGUUUGUGGUGUUUCGAUGUCCGGCAGGUCCAGGGGGGCUAAUGUAUUCUCCUGAUGUUUAGCAUGUAUGCUGGAUGGAGGCAUUUAUGUGUCGACUGGUGCUGUAAUAAAUGCACAAACUGGACCGAGUGCUUUUCUUGCUUAUAUUAUAGCUACUUUUGUAGCAAUAUUAAAUUCUCUGAUAUAUGCAGAAUUAGCAUGUCAUGUUCCAAAAGAUGUUGCAUGUUACGGACAUGCACACAGCAUUCUUGGUGAACUCCCAGCAUUCAUAACUGCAUGGUCAACGUUUAUUGAUUACAUACUAAGUGCAUCACUAGUUGCACGUAGUUGGAGCAACAUAAUCGACACUUUCUCAGGAAACAGGAUCAGUUCGUGGAUAAUAAUUACAUUUGGAAGAUUAUCAUCUCCAGAUGGAUUGUUGUCAGAAUAUCCUGAUUUCCUCAGUACGAUAGUGAUUCUUAUUUUUGGCAUUUGUUGUUGUUUUGGACUACGUAAAAAUUUAGCUUUGACCGUGAUCUCAAGUGCCGUUAACGUUGGAGCAUUAUUGAUAGCUACUAUCUAUAUGUUUAUUCAUGCUAAAACAAACCAUUAUUCCAUAAUAUAUCCUGGGAUUACAACAAAUAUUAAAUAUUUUCUACCUUAUGGCAUUCUCGGUUUAUUAAGUUCAACAACAAUUAGUUUCAAUGCUUUCGUUAGAUCCAGUGCACCAUCAUCACGUGCACAAGAAGUUAAACGUCCUCCUUAUAGUCUACCUGCAGCCAGUGUAACCAGCAUACUCGUCGUGGGACUCGUCACUACAUUAUCUGCAUUAGCACUGACAUUAUAUUAUCCAUGGUUUUAUGUCGACGCAGAAAAUGCAUUUUUAAAUGCAUUGAAAGAUAACAAAGAAUCUACUGGUGCAAAGUUUGGAAGAAUAUUCAUGUUUUGUUUAGUUGGCAGUGGGUUUGUACUUGGAUUACUCACCAGUUUGAUAUCACCAAUGUUGGCCAGUAUAAAUAUUUGUUUAGCUAUGGUCCAUGAUGGUUUUAUGCCAUUCAUGUUUUCUCGUGUUUGCCGACCCUUCAAGAGACCACUAAUGACGACAAUAUUCAUUAUAAUUUUCACAUGUUUGUUUAGUACAAUAUUUACUGUACAAAGUUUGGCAAGUUUUUUAAGUUUAGGCACAUUAAUUGCCUAUUGUAUUAGUGCUAUCAGUGUCUUAUUUCUACGUUAUCGAUCACAAGCAAAUGAUCCUGAAGAUAUAAAUGAAUAUGAUAAUGCUAAUUGUAAAGGUUUUGAAAACUAUCAGAAUGCAUAUUACAGUAAGCGAAUUGGUCAACCAGGAUUCAUUAAAAAGAAAAUUGGUUUCCGUUUAUCUGAUCGUAUGUUAAAAUUUAUCAAUUCUGGUGUUCCUGGUAGUAUGGUUGUUUUUUUAAUAUCUAUUUAUGUAAUAUUGAGUAUUGCAUUGGUUGGAUGUUUGACCUUUGGAGUGUCUGGUAGAAUAGCAUCAUUUAUGAAGAUCAUUGCUACUGUACUUACUGUUUUACUACUCAUGUUAACUAUCAUUUUCAUCAGUUUUAUUGAACAGUUCAAGUCAAAUGAUGCUAAUUUAUAUCGAGUUCCGUUGGUUCCACUGCUUCCUUGUUUUACAUUAACGAUAAAUCUACUCCUUCUUUCUCGAAUUUCAUGGUUCAGUUGGGUUCGUUAUGGUAUUUGGAUGUUACUCGGUUUAUUAAUAUAUUUCUUAUAUGGAAUUAAAAAUACUUAUCGAAUAUCAGAAGAAAAUGAAAGUGUAAUUUCAUCAAAUUGUCUUAGUGAUAUAGAAUAUGAAAAGAAAUUAUCAAAAAGUAAUUCAUCAACAGAUGAAUCAAUAGAAUUUGUUGAUCCAAUCAGAUUUUGAUCAAAUGAUUUUCAAUAUUAAUUGACAUGAAUUAAAAAUUCGAGAAAAAAAAUUUUUAUUUUUAUUUUCUAACAUCAUAUGAUUGAUUAAAUGAGAAACAGCAACAACAACAAACAAAAAAACAAAUUAGAGACAGAGAGAGAACUCAUGUUACAUUGCAUAGAUACAUAUAGUUCUUUCAAUCAUUUAAGAAGAGGAUAAGAAUAAAGUUUAUAACAGAAUAGUAUGGAUUCAUUUUAUUUAUUUAUUUCAAUAGAAUUCUGAUGUCAUAUAUGUAACAUUUUAUAUUAAAAAAACAAGAGACAAUAUCAUUUAUUAUAAAGAUUUUUGGU